Colletotrichum spaethianum is the source of this 288-nucleotide messenger RNA. RefSeq lists its product as uncharacterized. Gene Ontology annotation, cellular component: mitochondrial matrix. Gene Ontology annotation, biological process: mitochondrial respiratory chain complex IV assembly. The record is from RefSeq and is a predicted model, not a curated record. Bases 1 to 288 code for a protein of 95 amino acids. The transcript has a single exon. Lineage: Eukaryota; Fungi; Ascomycota; Sordariomycetes; Glomerellales; Glomerellaceae.
AUGCCGCAUCUGCUGCCGUGUCCAGCACCCCGAGUCACUUAUGCAGACGGAGAAAUUGUGGUAGGCGAGGACGGCCGCCGGAGGAGGCGAAAGCGCCGCGAGGCAGCCCCCGAGAUCAAGGAUGGCAUUGUCAGCUUCGACCAGGUUAGCGACGAGGAGACGAUACGAGCACGGGAAGAGCGAUUGAAGCGGGAAUGUCCAGUGCCGAAACCUGGCGGCAUUUUGGGAGAGUGGUUGGGAUUCCACGGGCCGAGUAAGGAAGCAGAGCCGACGAAGGCAGAGAGGUGA